Balearica regulorum gibbericeps (East African grey crowned-crane) is the source of this 444-nucleotide messenger RNA. Lineage: Eukaryota; Metazoa; Chordata; Aves; Gruiformes; Gruidae. The record is from RefSeq and is a predicted model, not a curated record.
CUGACGGCAGGGCUCUCGGCACUCCUGUACCGCCAGAACAUUGCUCAGGGUUUCCAGGAAGGGCUACGCCAGGCCCUGCUCGCCUAUGGAGAGGACGAGGGGAUGGCGAAUGCCCUGGACGCUUUGCAGCAUGCCUUGUCCUGCUGCGGUGUGGAAAGCUACCGUGACUGGCUCACCUCACCCUGGGGGCUGGAGCAAAAUGGCUCCGUGCCCCUCAGCUGCUGCCGGAUCCGCCGGGGUUGCCAGCGCAGCCCACCCAACGCACGCAGGCUGCACCGCGAUGGGUGCUUCAGCAAGGUGUCGGUCUUCGUCAGCAGCAACAUGUUUUAUGUUGCCACAGCUGCCCUGGGGUUGGCACUGCUGCAGCUCAUCGGCAUUGUGCUGGCCUGCCUGAUGGCUGUCCGCAUCCCUGCCCAGCUGCUGGUCAUUGCCACCCCUCGCUGA